GACGUUGGGGAGGCCGCCGGCAUGGAGGACUUGCUGGACCUGGGCGAGGAGUGGCUUCGCGGCCCCGCCACCUCCGGGGCCAAGAUGGGUCGCCGGGCUCAAGCAGAGGCAGCUCAGAUUGAGAAUCAGCUCAGUGGCAAGAAUCCCUCUUCGACCCUGACGGGAGAGGCUCCUCCUCCAAAGCCUCCCCGUCGGCAAGGAGGCUGGGCAGAUGAUUCCAUGAAGGCUUCCAAGUUUGGAAAGAAGGCCUCAGAAGAGGAAGACUACCGCCUCAGACAGCAGAGCCUGGAUGGAUCAGAUGAAGGAGGAGAUAUUCCCGUUAUUCCGGAUCUGGAAGAGGUUCAGGAAGAAGACUUUGUCCUGCAGGUGGCAGCCCCUCCCAGCAUCCAGGUCAACCGGGUGAUGACCUACCGUGACCUGGACAAUGACCUCCUGAAGUUCUCCAGCUUUCAGAAUCUGGAUGGUGAAGUGGACCUGAAGCUCCUCACCAGAGUUCUGGCGCCCGAGCAUGAGAUUCGAGAGGAUGAUGUCGCCUGGGACUGGGGCCAUCUGUACACGGAGGUGUCCUCUGAGCUCCUCACUGAGUGGGACCAGCAGCAGAUGGAGAAGGAGGACCCUUCGGGGCAGCCCAGGAACCCCUGAUGCUGGGGUGGGGGGGCAGACCCUUCUCUCUGCCCACAGUGACCACUGCUGAGCACGGGACAAAGACAGCCAGCCGUACUCGAGAAGCUGACUCGAGAAGCCGAGUAGUCAAAUUUUUUAUCCAGAAUCUUCUGUCCUGUUUAUUCUCGCAGACCACGUAGGGGUCAUCUGUCACAAUAAAGUGCUUACUCCAG
Messenger RNA from Echinops telfairi (small Madagascar hedgehog), 836 nucleotides. It is a transcript of the gene IFT43, whose product is annotated as intraflagellar transport 43. Gene Ontology annotation, cellular component: cilium; intraciliary transport particle A. The transcript is spliced from 9 exons. The coding region runs from base 22 to 642 and encodes 206 amino acids. The record is from RefSeq and is a predicted model, not a curated record. NCBI's taxonomy places the organism in Eukaryota, Metazoa, Chordata, Mammalia, Afrosoricida, Tenrecidae. Gene Ontology annotation, biological process: intraciliary retrograde transport.